This is a messenger RNA of Parnassius apollo (apollo), 888 nucleotides long. Lineage: Eukaryota; Metazoa; Arthropoda; Insecta; Lepidoptera; Papilionidae. The record is from the annotation of a GenBank genome assembly.
AUGAAAAACCUUAUUGUAUUACUUUGCGCCAUUAGCUGCGCAUACGCCACAGUUUCGGACCAACAAGCCAGUAUUGUACGUAGUGAUUUUCAUCACGAUUCUGAAGGUGAAGGUUACCAGUUCAGUUUUGAGACAGACAAUGGCAUAGCAGCGCAAGCCGAUGGAAAAUUAACAGUUUUGGGCCCGAAUUCGACUGCUCAUCAAGUACAAGGAUCAGUCUCGUACACGUCACCCGAGGGUCAAAAAAUUGUAACAACCUACGUAGCUGACGAAAGUGGAUACCACCCUACGGGUGAUCAUCUUCCGGCGCCGAUGCCCAUCCCGGAGUACAUUGCUCGCGCUAUAGAAUACAUUGCUGCCCAUCCUUACAAAGAGGAAACAGAGAUUCAAGAUGACAGCGGAGAUAUGCAUGGGAUUUUACAGCAAUCAGUCAGCAAAAUCGUUCAUAAUGUUGGGAAAGCACUAGCUAAAAAAGCCUAUGUGAACAGAAAGGGUUACUAUUCUAUCAAAGUGCAAGUUGUCUGUGAUUCAAACUUGAAAAUCAGAGACAUAGUUGCACGUUGGAGAGGAAGGGCUCAUGACUCUCGAGUUUUCAACGAAAGCACAAUAAAAGAACGCUUUGAACGUGGCAAUUUUCACGGAAGAUUACUUGGAGACAGUGGAUAUGCAUGUACUGCAUAUCUCUUUACAUCUUUGCCUAAUCCUAGUAAUGACAAAGAGGAAGCUUACAACAGAGCUCAUGUUAGAACAAGGAAUACAGUCGAGAGAUGUUUUGGCUUGUGGAAACAAAGAUUCAGAUGCCCAUUAAGGGGCAUAUUUAUGAAACUAAGCACAGCGAAAACCACAAUUGUAGCAUUAGCAGUGCUACAUAACAUAGCGAUUGUAUGA